AUGCACGACCCCGUGCAAAAAGCCAAGAAGAGAAAAGGAGGCAUGCGGUCAUGUGAAGACCCAGGCAACAGCACAAUCGCAAACGGCAACAUUACCACCCCCGACGGGCACACCGCCAGCUUGUGCCCAGAUAGUGAUCUCGUCUUUGCUUCUUCCACCUUCACCUACACUGCUAGUCUUGAUAACGAGCUGGUCAUCAAAGGGUUUGAACUGCGUCCGGGUGCCGUCCUCGAGCUAACUUCUUCGGGAGCAAUCAAUCUGGUCGCCAGUGAUUUGGCCUGUCCGCGUUUUGCUCAAGGCGUGUCCGUUACCUUCUUAAACCUCGGCAAGAUCCUCAUUGAAUGGGUUCCCACGGGUAACUUCAGCGUUCAGCAUGGCAGCGUCAUGCACGAUGGUCACAAAGUUGCCACGGGUAGCUUUCCACCUGAUGUCACCGCUUGGGUGGUCGAUCUUGAGCCAGAAGCCUGGCAUGUCACGGUCAACAUCACGCUGGUUGCAUUGGACGAGAGUGCGGACGAUGCAAUCAGCUCGACCACUGCUUUUGCUGUUGAGCAACCAUGUGAGGUAGCGCAGCGCUGCACAACGACUACCCAGGCCUCGACCCCGGCCUCGACCCCGGCCUCGACCCCGGCCUCGACCCCGGCCUCGACCCCGGCCUCGACCCCGGCCUCGACCCCGGCCUCGACCCCGGCCUCGACCCCGGCCUCGACCCCGGCCUCGACUCCGGCCUCGACUCAGGCCUCGACUUCGGCCUCGACUCAGGCCUCGGCCUCUACAUCCAUUCCCCCUGCAUCACCCUCAUCAAAUCCCUCACAGAGCACUUCUGGAGGAAGUGCAGCAAGCGGCGGCACGAGCCCCACGUCUGCGACCACCACUCCUCAUCAGACCGGCUCGACGACGCCCGCUGGCCGAACGGAGAGCUCAACCAGUGGCGGUGGCGGUGGCUCCUACCUGGGUCUGAUUCUUGGUUGCAUUAUAGCAGCUCUGCUCAUCAUUGUCAUUAUCCUCAUCGUCUACUUUCGCCAACGCACCCGCAAUCCUUCAUCUCGCCAUGAUUACAAUUCGGGCUUCAUGCAGAAUAACCCUCUGUAUGGCAGUAACCUGAAAGAUGGGGCAGAACUGGAGGCCAAUGCACUCUACGGGCAGAACUUGAGUAACCAGCAGAGCACCCUUGAAGCCAAUGCGCUCUAUGGCCAAAAUUUGAAUGGUCCACAGCACAACGGUGGCCUCUAUGCUGAACCUGGGGAUGGUGGCGCAUCCACAGCGCCCAAUUAUUUCGAUCCGAAUCAGCAUGGAGCCCAUGAUCAGGCUGGUCCAGAGUAUGCUGAUCCACAGAGUAUGCGUAAUGGCGUCUUCAACCCAGGUUAUGAGGAACCCGAGCCCAUGUACACUGACAUGGACCGCAUCGAGAGCAAUCCUGCUUACGAGGAUGAUCCGGUACGUACCAUAGCCAAUGUAUUAGAGUAG
Messenger RNA from Monosiga brevicollis MX1, 1467 nucleotides. RefSeq lists its product as uncharacterized. The record is from RefSeq and is a predicted model, not a curated record. The transcript is spliced from 8 exons. NCBI's taxonomy places the organism in Eukaryota, Choanoflagellata, Craspedida, Salpingoecidae. Bases 1 to 1467 code for a protein of 488 amino acids.